AUGGCUGAAACCAGUGUUAAAUCUGAUGUCAUUGAGCAAAGCAAACUGGAAGAGGCAGCAAAGAUCGUCAUUUGGUCAGAGACCGGAGAGUCUGUGACGUUUGGAAGCCUAUUUGAACACCAGAAGACGAUUGUAGUCUUUAUUCGCCAUUUCCUCUGCGGGAUGUGUCAAGCAUACGUGGAAGAGCUUGGAAAGGUGCCGAAAUCGGACCUAGACGCUGCUGGGACGCGGAUUGUGGUCGUUGGAUGUGGGGGUUGGCCAGCUAUCAAGCAGUACAGAGUCAACGCCAACAACUAUCCUUACGAGAUUUAUGCUGAACCGACCCGCAAGUUGCAUCAAGUACUUGGGCUAAUAAGUAAUCUCAAAGGACCAGCUGCCGGGGAAGCUCGUAAAAGCUAUGUCCCAAGUGUAUUAACCACAACCUUGGCCUCUAUCGGUACCGGACUCCGACACCUAGGCAUGGCUUUCAAUAUGGGCAAUACCACGCAGCUUGGAGGCGACUUUGUGCUCGGACCGGGUCUCCAUACCGAAUUUGCAUGGAGGAUGCGAAAUACUCAAGAUCACGUCGAAAUCGACGACCUGAUGAAGGCGGCAGGAGUGGCUUAUCGGGCAAGCGGAAACUGA
This is a messenger RNA of Serendipita indica DSM 11827, 624 nucleotides long. NCBI's taxonomy places the organism in Eukaryota, Fungi, Basidiomycota, Agaricomycetes, Sebacinales, Serendipitaceae. The record is from the annotation of a GenBank genome assembly.